Messenger RNA from Hyla sarda, 2016 nucleotides. RefSeq lists its product as uncharacterized. The record is from RefSeq and is a predicted model, not a curated record. The transcript is spliced from 5 exons. Bases 1 to 660 code for a protein of 219 amino acids. NCBI's taxonomy places the organism in Eukaryota, Metazoa, Chordata, Amphibia, Anura, Hylidae.
AUGGCUCGGCUGUCCGUGCUCCCUUGCUCAGUGGUUAUCGCCAAGCAACAGCUGGCGGCGACACUUCCUAGUUACACUUCCGGGAGUACGGAGUGGUGUAAGGGACACACUUCUGCUACUGUAUGGCUUACGGACUCUCUUCGGUACUAUGCCUGCUUGAUCAAAACUUUUAUCAGGAUGGAAUGUGAAAAUUCAUUCAGCUAUGGUGUAUGCAACACAAGCCUGUCUGCAUGGAAUGGUGAUAAACAGUCUAACGGCACAGCUUAUAAGAGGAAGAGAUAUGAGAACGGAUAUUUCACUGACUCCAAUGGCUGCAAAGAAAGUCUGAAAGGACCUACCAAGUUAAGAGCAACCUGUUUUGUACAAAUGCUUCCCAACAAAGGAGUCUUCCAGUCAGAGAAAUGGAAACCCAAUGGCAGCACAUUGUACUAUCCAGUCACAUCACAUCUCUUAGUAAAUUUUGAAAAAUAUGAUCAGAUAAGUUUUGAUGAAGGACUUUUUUUUAUAGGGGAUGACUCUGGAGGAUGUGUACAGAAGGAGCAAGGUCAUGUGAUUAACUGCUGGCGAUUUGAUGAUAAAGAAAAGACACUUUUUAUAGCAAUGUCAUAUUUGUUCACGCACCUUUCUACUUUUCAAGAAGUUGUCAGUCAACUGAACUGAGUCAACUAAGGCAUUCUCACAAGUAAUAGUAAUGCAAACUUCAGAUUUCAGAUGUAAUAGUACAUAACCCUUGAACAUUAUAUGGAAAAUGUACUUCCAAUUUUUGAUAUCUUCUAAGACUUCAACAAGGCUAUUUUCACAUUGUUUUUACAAACUUCAUAGAUAUACAUUAGGAGAUCAUCUUGACAAACAUUCGGACAAUAAUUAUUAAUGAAAAUGUAUGGCACCUUUAGACAAGAAAGAAUGUAGUAUUGAUGAGACUCUUUAAAGGGGUACUCAAGUAGAAAACCAUUUUUUAUAAAUCAACUGGUGCAAGAAAGUUACAGAUUUGUUAGUUACUUCGAUUUAUAAAAUCUUAACCCUUUCAGUACUUAGCUGCUGUAUGCUCAACAGGAAGUUUUUUUUUUUGUUUGUUUUUUUCUUUUUAUAUUUAUUUUCUGUCUGACCACAGUGCUCUCUGCUGACACCUCUGUCCAUGUCAGGAACUGUCCAGAGCAGCAUAUGUUUGCUAUGGGGAUUUACUCCUACUCUGGACAGUUCCUGACAUGGACAGAGGUGUCAGAAGAGAGCACUGUGGUCAGACAGAAAAGAAAUUCAAAAAGAAAAGAAAUUCCUCUGUAGUUUACAGCAGCUUAUAAGUAAUGGAAGGAUUAAGAUUUUUUUAAUAGAAGUAAUUUGCAAAUCUGUUUAACUUUCUGGCACCCACUGGGGUACCUCUUUAAGAGGUGUACACCUUCAACUCAUCUUAAAUUUUGAUAUCUCCAAGCUGUAGUUAAGGCAACUAUACAUGCAACUUACAAAUCUCCAGCAACACUGCGUUCUGAAAUAACACAACACUUGUCCCAAAUUUGUCUGAGACAGAAACUGUCUAAUUUGCCCAUAGUGACCAAUCACAGCUCAUCUUUCUGUUUUUAAACUGCCCUUGUAAACAAAAGUUGAGCUGUGUUUGGUUGCUAUGAGCAAAAGAGUUUUCGUCUCAGAAAGAUUGAUAUAUCUGGGCCAUAUGUCUGAGGGGUAUGUAGAAGUGGAGAUAAACUUUAAAACAAAUCAAACUGAAUAUGAAGUGAAUGUUGUAUCAAAGUAUGGUAAUCUGUGUUUGACCAGUUUUUAGUUGUUGAAACAAAAGAAAAUCGUAACCUCACUUGCUUUUUACUUUUCUUCAAUGAUCUCAUACACAGCAGUUUUGUACAUUCAUGCAAAUGAAGCAAAAGUAAAUAAUGUAUACUGUUGUUUUGACUUCCCUCUUAUUGCACUUGGUAUUCCAGGUAUAUUUUUAACUUUCUUAAAUAAAAUUUUUCAUAGUUAUAUUUUGUUCUUUUUUUUUAUUGUGUAUCUUUAAAUAAACAGGGAUGAUAA